Messenger RNA from Laccaria bicolor S238N-H82, 1131 nucleotides. RefSeq lists its product as uncharacterized. Lineage: Eukaryota; Fungi; Basidiomycota; Agaricomycetes; Agaricales; Hydnangiaceae. The record is from RefSeq and is a predicted model, not a curated record. Bases 1 to 1131 code for a protein of 376 amino acids. The transcript has 5 exons.
AUGGAGUGGGAACGCAAGAAGGCGCACAGAGGCGCAAUGAAACUAUGGUCAUACAUCUUCUCCUUCUCCUGCAUGGACGACGGCAGAACCGGAUGUGCUCUCCAACGCGUAUCUAGGCAAUUUCGAGAGUUAUCUAAGCAUUCCAGGCUCACCUCUGUCUGUCUUUAUCGAUCGAAGGAUAUUCUUAGGUUCGAAGCCGUGAUUGACCGACUUCCACCUAAUGAGAGACGGGUUCGAUACCUUCAUAUCACGUCGCCCCAUUUGUUUUUGGACGUUUCGGAGGAUGACGAUGAUGGGGAUUAUAGGGAAUGCGAUUUGUCAAGCUUGGACAUUGAUACCGAUAAUGACGAUAGGCCCUCCGAGGGAAGUCUAGACGAGAACCUGGAAAUAGAUUCUGACAAUAGCGACUCGGAUGGAGGCGAAUACCAACUGCUCUCAAUCGUCGAGCAGGAAGAAGUCCACAACGAUAUCACAUACCUCGAAGCUCCUCCAAUUUCUGAGGAGUACUCCGCAGCGCCAGUCCACGAAGGCAAAGACUCCAUGGCAGAGUAUAAAUUAGAGAUGGAUCAAGCAAACAGCAUUAUCUUGGCCGCAGUCAACAACAUCAUCUCCACCCACUCUUCCACCCUCUAUGCACUGAGUAUCCACUGGACAAAAGAGUUCAGCUCGGGAUAUCUCUCUAUCCCAGAUUUCAUCCCGCCCUCCCUCAACCUCCCCUGCCUUACCGAGCUAUAUCUCUGUCUCAACCUCCGUUCAUACACGAACGACCCCACUCGCGACACAUACCCCGAGUCUAUGUUUUACGGGGGAAAUUACCAGAAGAAGUUCAACGAUCUGGAUUUGCCAGCCUUACGACGGUUGAGAUUAGCGGGGUUGGCGUGGCCCUAUGGUCGUCCAGCCUACAGCGGCGACUUCAGCUCAAUCACAUUCCCAAUGAAGCUUUUCAUCGAGCUCCCAGACGAGACGUUGCCGGACAGAGACGAGGAGAAUGUAGAAUCUCUCAUCACUGACCCCGAGAAGGUUGGGCGUGUUGGAUACCAUCAAACCUGGGGAUCUCAUUUUGUCCUCGGCGCUUGCCCAUUUACGCAAAGGGAGUGGUCGAGUAGGCACCGUAUUGCGAACAUAAUGUAA